Messenger RNA from Pogoniulus pusillus (Red-fronted tinkerbird), 3604 nucleotides. It is a transcript of the gene NVL, whose product is annotated as nuclear VCP like. Gene Ontology annotation, biological process: ribosome biogenesis. The record is from RefSeq and is a predicted model, not a curated record. The transcript is spliced from 23 exons. Gene Ontology annotation, molecular function: ATP binding; RNA binding; ATP hydrolysis activity. Lineage: Eukaryota; Metazoa; Chordata; Aves; Piciformes; Lybiidae. Gene Ontology annotation, cellular component: nucleus. The coding region runs from base 371 to 2944 and encodes 857 amino acids.
CUGCGGCUCGCUGCGCCCAGGCCUCCCGAGGGGCCGCGGCCGGGCGGUGGCAGUGCGGGCAUGUGCCUGCCCUGCCUGGGUGCUGGCGGGGACCGCACGCAGCUCUGACCGGGGUACCUGUUUGGAAGAUAAUCAGACUCUCGGCGGGUCAGAGCCGGAAGAAGAGCGUGCGCAGACGGGGACUCUUCCGCCGCCGGGCCGGUUUGGUGUGCCGGGGCUGGCGGGCGGCGCGAAGGGGGCUGCGGCGGCGCGGCUGGAGCGCCCGGCCGCUGUCUGCUCCCGGCUCCCGGCUCCCGCCUGCGCGGCGACGCUCGGCGACAGACCCUGUGCCGGCGGACAGGCCCUCGGCUGGGGCGGGCGGGAAGCAGCCAUGCGAAGCCGUCCGGGGCACUUCGUGGAUCUGCGGCUGAAGCAGCGGAUUAAGCAGUAUCUUGCAAGUAAUAAAUGUGGCCAAUAUGUUGACAUGAGGAUCCUAGCAUCUGAUUUGCAGAAAACCUACAGUGUAGAAUAUGGACGAAGAAAAAGAAAUGCUUUUAGACUGCAAGUCGAAAAAGUGUUUGGAAUAAUCAGUAACGAAAAGGAACAAGAAGAUUUAGCAGGUUUAGAAGCUGAACAUCUGGCAAAAAGAGCAAGACAACAAGAGAAGAAUGAGACUACAGGGAGUGCCACAGAUACUUCUGAUUAUGAUGAUUAUCCAGAAGAUCUAUCUACAAAUCACAUGAACAGUUCUCUGCUGAGCUUGUACAAGAAAGGGAAUCCCAAUUCCACUCCAACCACUCCAAAAAGUGAACCAAUGGAAACCCCUGCUCCUGUGAGAACAGCACCUCAAACAAGCACCCUCUCACCAGGAACACAGGUUGGAACACGCGUCUCCGAUGGUGGCUGGUUCAUUGAUAAAACUCCCUCUGGAAAAGACUUUUUCACUGACCUUUCUGAGGAUGGAGAAGGAGAUGGAAAGAAACUGAUUUCUGAGAAAUCACCAGAGUUUUCAGUAUUGGAGAGUGAAAGGAAGAAGACAAAGGGUAAGAGAGCAAAAAGGAAAAAGGAAGAAUCUGCGGAUGUAGAUGGCGAAAUUAAUUCUGCCUUACUUAAAGAAAAAGUUAGAAGGAAGGGACCAGAGCUUUACCAUCCUUCAGUGAAGUUUGAGGAUGUGGGAGGCAAUGACGAAACUUUAAAGGAAAUAUGCAAGAUGCUCAUUCAUCUCCGUCACCCUGAAGUCUAUAACCAGUUAGGUGUGGUUCCACCUCGUGGUUUUCUUUUACAUGGACCACCAGGCUGUGGAAAGACACUGCUUGCACAGGCAAUUGCUGGGGAACUUGAGCUGCCAAUGCUGAAAGUAGCAGCAACAGAGAUGGUAUCUGGAGUGUCAGGAGAAUCUGAGCAGAAACUGAGGGAAUUAUUUGAGCAGGCUGUGUCCAGUGCACCAUGUGUCCUUUUCAUUGAUGAGAUUGAUGCAAUCACCCCAAAAAGAGAAGUGGCAUCGAAGGACAUGGAGAGGAGGAUUGUUGCUCAGUUCCUAACCUGCAUGGAUGACUUGAACAAUGUGGCUGUCACUACUCAGGUCCUCGUUAUCGGAGCAACCAACAGACCUGACUCACUGGACCCUGCGCUGAGGCGAGCUGGGAGGUUUGAUCGAGAAAUUUGUUUAGGGAUCCCAGAUGAACAAGCCAGAGAAAAAAUUCUUCAGACCUUGUGUCGAAAACUUAAGCUCCCAGAGUCCUUUGAAUUUAAUCACUUAGCACGGCUGACUCCGGGUUAUGUCGGUGCUGAUCUGAUGGCACUUUGUCGUGAAGCAGCUAUGUGCACAGUGAACAGGGUCCUGAUAAAAUCUGAAAAGCAGGAAAGGAAACACAUGCACACUGAAGGAACCACUGCUGAAGAGAACACGGGAACAGGAGCAGACAUCAUGGUAGAAGAGGAUACCAGGCAAUUAGAGCUUCCUCCUAAGGAUGAAUUGCAGAGACUUCUGGAUUUGCUGAAGAAGCAGGAGCCCUUGCCUGAGGAGCAGCUGCAGAAGCUGUGCAUUGAGAUGAAUGAUUUUAUUGUUGCACUGUCAUCAGUGCAGCCCUCUGCCAAGAGAGAAGGCUUUGUCACAAUUCCUGAUGUGACAUGGGCAGACAUUGGAGCCCUGGAGGACGUUCGGGAGGAGCUGACUAUGGCAAUAUUGGCACCUGUGCGAAACCCUGAGCAAUUUAAAGCUCUGGGCCUGACUACUCCAGCUGGUGUCCUUCUUGCAGGGCCUCCUGGGUGUGGCAAAACACUGUUAGCUAAGGCUGUGGCAAAUGAAUCUGGACUGAACUUCAUAUCUGUGAAAGGUCCUGAACUGCUAAAUAUGUACGUUGGUGAAAGUGAACGUGCUGUACGUCAGGUAUUCCAGCGUGCCAGGAAUUCUGCCCCUUGUGUUAUAUUUUUUGAUGAAGUGGAUGCUUUGUGCCCUCGAAGGUCUGGCCAUGAAUCAGGAGCCAGUGUCAGAGUUGUUAACCAGUUACUGACAGAGAUGGAUGGUCUGGAGAAUCGUCAGCAGGUUUUCAUUAUGGCUGCCACAAACAGGCCAGAUAUAAUUGACCCAGCUAUCCUACGUCCUGGUAGACUGGAUAAAACACUGUAUGUUGGUUUGCCACCACCUGAAGAUCGACUUGCUAUUUUAAAGACCAUCACCAAAGAUGGCACCCGGCCUCCCCUCGAAAGCAGUGUAAGCCUUGAAGAAAUUGCCUACAGUCAGCACUGUGAUUGUUACACAGGGGCAGACCUUUCUGCUCUAGUGCGUGAGGCUUCCAUUUGCGCCUUGAGACAGGAGAUGGCCCAGCAGAAUGCUCAAAGCAAGAAAGGAGGAAUCAAGGUUUCCCGUAAACAUUUUGAAGAAGCUUUUAAGAAAGUGAGAUCAUCAGUGUCACAAAAGGAUCAAAGAAUGUAUGAAGAACUGCAUCACUCCCUGUGCAGGUGACACGUUUGGACAAUUCCCAGAAGAGAAUAACACCUAUGGCACCUAAUUUUUCAAGAGACAGGUUGGAAAGAAGCCAUACUGAAUCACUUAGCUUUUUUAACUACCAGGAAAAAAGGUCCUCACAACCUACUAAAGCAUUCUUGGCUACUUGCAGAAUAAAAAAAAACAGAAUACACCCUUCCUGCUCAUCACCAUUUACAUAAAAAUGUGCUACAGUGUGCUUUUAGUGCCAAAGAGGUAGAACCAUUCUGAUAUGGUUGGUGCCCUCAAUCAGAAAUCCAUCAGAAGCCUAAAGCCUAACCCUGCAAAGUGUUUACACAGCUCCAGGUGCUGUUUACAACCUCAGAUGAAAGCUGCUGCUUGCAAGAACUCUGGAGGAAUCACUGGAAGAACAAAGCUGUGAAAGCAGACUGGGGAAGUGCCAUACUGUAUCUGAUCAUACCAUUAGUCAUGCCUUUCCCAAAUACAGUGACAAGUUAUGAUUGUGCCAGCACAGGUUCUCACAGCUUCUCUUCACCUUAGCAAAAGCAGCUAUCCACAGAUGGCAAGCUGGCAGGAGAGAGUCAAGUUUGAAAACCCAGGGAGUGCUAUGAUACAAUUUAACAGCUACCUAAGAAACAUUUGAAACUGGAAGCUGUGUAACAAGCCCUUUCUCUUGUU